AUGCGUGUGCUUGAGACGGAAAUUCCGCGACCCGAGAUGCCUGGAGAAACCCUCGCCCUGCCACCACAACCUAAAUUACCGGGUUUUGUCACUACAACAAAACCGGAUUUGGACAAUUUUGUGAACAGAAACAUGCCUUUCUGGACGACACAGGAUACUCGCAAUGCCAUCUUGGCAACAUUGAUUCCCGGUGGAGCGGCGGCGAUCGGCCUUACUUCGUUUAUGCGUGAUGCCGAGACGAUGAAGUGGUGGGAGGUGAUCAGAAAACCAUCUUGGGCACCAAAGGAUGUGCGAUUUUACGCGACGAUGGACCUUUUGACAAUGUCUCCUCUUGGAUACGCUUCUUAUCUCGUCUAUAAAAAUGGUGGAGGCUUUGACUACAAUGAUACUCGCCUCGCUUUGGGACUUUACGGUGCAAAUUUGGUGAUCGCUUUGGCUACAAUUCCCUACAUCAAGAAGCGCAGACUCACCUGCAUAGCCAACAACACGGUGCUCAUCCAUAUCACAGCCGCCGCAGCCGUCUACACUUUUUACAAAAUUGAUCGCCGUGCCGGUUUGUUGAUGGUUCCGUACUCGUUGUGGACCGGCUUCUACGCGCUUCUCACCUGGGCCAUCAAGAAGGAGAACGAUCCGGUGAAGAACAUC
Molecule: messenger RNA, 645 nt
Organism: Mesorhabditis belari
Lineage: Eukaryota; Metazoa; Nematoda; Chromadorea; Rhabditida; Rhabditidae
Source: the annotation of a GenBank genome assembly